AUAAAUAUCAUUUUUUUGAUUAAAAACGUACUAUUUAAUAAUAAUAAAAAACCCAUCUAAUAAUGAUGGCUUUUCACAAUUUUAAUAAGUUUAAGAUAAUGUAUAAAUAUCGGCAAUUCUCUGUUUUUAGAAAGACCAAUGAUAGGCCACUGUUACAAACACAGAAGCAUAUUAUUAAAAUUCCUGAGCGAUUUGAAUUUUGGGAAAGAGAUAGAAAAGGCGGCUAUAAUACAAAAAUUAAGACGGCACCUUUAGAAAACAUUAAGAAUGGAUUCAGAGAACUUAAAUAUGAGCUCAAGUUAUUCGCCAAUGAAGUUAAAGAUUACUUCACAAAAGAUCCCCUAUUACUAGCAAGACCUGGUGAAACUGACCUUUUGUGGUGCUUUAACAGUCCAGAGGUAUUGGAUAAGUUUGUAACCACAAGUGAUAGUGACCAUAAUGAAGGAUUCAGUAAUUGUAAAUUAGAAAUGAGUUCAGCUGGUCGAGCUCAAUUCCAUGGUUACCUGGACACUAGAAUUCCUAAAGACGGCCGUAUUAAAAAAUCUGGUUAUUGUUCCAUGCGAUCUAAAAGGAUUAGAAAAUCUUUCAAACGAGAUUCGACAUAUGACUGGAAUAUUUACAACACUCUAGUAAUUAAAGUAAGAGGAGACGGCAGAUCGUAUCUAUUAAAUAUUUCAUGUGAAGGAUAUUAUGAUUUGACAUGGCACGACAUAUACCAUUAUGUGCUAUACACUAGAGGUGGCCCAUAUUGGCAAAUAGCUAAGAUACCAUUUUCCAAAUUUGUACUUGGAGCCAAAGGACGACUUCAGGACAAGCAAACAAGAAUGAGAUUGGAUAGAAUCACUCAUUUUGGAAUCGCAUGUGGAGAUAGAUACGAUGGUGUUUUCAAUUUAGAAGUAGAGUAUAUAGGUUUAGAAUACGACCCUACACAUGACGAAGAAUUUGCAUAUGAAAUGUAUAAAACUGAAAAGUUUAUUGUUGGUGUGUGAGAUUAUCCUUAAAUAAAUUGUAUAUAGUAGAUAAUUAAAUAAAGUAUUACUAAGAAGAAA
Pieris rapae (cabbage white) is the source of this 1049-nucleotide messenger RNA. It is a transcript of the gene CIA30, whose product is annotated as complex I intermediate-associated protein 30, mitochondrial. Gene Ontology annotation, cellular component: mitochondrion. The transcript has 5 exons. Gene Ontology annotation, biological process: mitochondrial electron transport, NADH to ubiquinone; mitochondrial respiratory chain complex I assembly. The coding region runs from base 63 to 989 and encodes 308 amino acids. NCBI's taxonomy places the organism in Eukaryota, Metazoa, Arthropoda, Insecta, Lepidoptera, Pieridae. The record is from RefSeq and is a predicted model, not a curated record.